Cajanus cajan (pigeon pea) is the source of this 1073-nucleotide messenger RNA. Its product is annotated as cyclin-P3-1. Gene Ontology annotation, molecular function: protein kinase binding. Gene Ontology annotation, biological process: regulation of cyclin-dependent protein serine/threonine kinase activity. The record is from RefSeq and is a predicted model, not a curated record. NCBI's taxonomy places the organism in Eukaryota, Viridiplantae, Streptophyta, Magnoliopsida, Fabales, Fabaceae.
GGAAAGAAUACACUUUUCUUAAUAUUCUUCCAGAAAGAAAUAAAAGCAAACACCACCAAAGUUCUCUACCAUUCUAGAACAAAUUGCAACAUACAUCUCAAAACCAUGAUAAGAUCCUAAGAAAAUUAGAAGUAAUUAUUUCUUGAUUUGUCUUUAUCACGAAAAAUUAAGGCAAAAUCAUGGUGUAGUAUUUGCAUGUAUAUAUAGAGACAGAAACAGCAUUUUAAUUAAGGCAUGGCCAUAAGAUCAGAGGCUUAUAAAUCAUUAGAAUUGGGUGCAUCUAAGGAUCAUGCUCAUGCCUUAGGGACACCCCUAGCUCUGCUCAACUUGUCUUCCAAUUGGGAGAGAUCCAUUUUGAAGAAUGAGAAAUUGUUGGUCACAACCAGAAAUAGUGAUCCAGUUACCAUCUUUCAUGGGUCAAAAGCACCAAAAAUGAGCAUUACACAGUACAUGGAACGCAUUUUGAAGUACUCUCGCUGCAGCCCUUCAUGUUUUGUGAUUGCACAGAUUUACAUUGACAGGUUUUUUCAGAAGAGGGGUGGAUCUCUCACUUCCUUCAAUGCUCAUCGUCUCUUGAUCACAAGCGUUAUGCUGGCUACAAAAUUUCUUGAUGACAAGUACUACAGCAAUGCUUACUAUGCUAAAAUAGGAGGAGUUAGUACAGAAGAGAUGAAUAGGAUGGAGAUAGAGUUUUUGUUUAAUUUGGAAUUUAGACUCUUUGUGACAACAGAGUUGUUCAUGAAAUAUUGUGAGAAGCUUGAUAAAACGGUUGAGUUGUUGAAGAAGUAAAUUCACCUAUCAUAGGUGCAGGUUGUAGUUCUAAGUGUGUGAUUAUGUGUUUUUCAUGGACAAAAGGAGCUUCAGCUCCCAAAUCAAAAACCUCUGUUGGAUAGCAUAGAAGAUAAAUGCUAUAAUGCUGGUUCCGGAUAUACUUAAAAAAAAAAAAAAAACCCUUAUAUUCCUACAAAAUUCUUAGGUAAACUAUGUAAAUUUAUUUUGCAUCCAAAUGUAACAUUAUUUUACGGCAUAUAGUUCAUGCUCAAUGAGUUAAUAACAUUUUAAUUAUGUGAUGA